Molecule: messenger RNA, 19707 nt
Organism: Pocillopora meandrina
Lineage: Eukaryota; Metazoa; Cnidaria; Anthozoa; Scleractinia; Pocilloporidae
Source: the annotation of a GenBank genome assembly
GUAAAGAGGGAAGUGGGUAAAGCACUGUUGUUGUUGCAUGCUUCGCCAUGUCUUAUUGGGGCAUGUGUGCCUAGACUUUUUUAGUAUCUUUAUGGCUUAAAAUAUGUCUUCAAGGAUGAAGCUACGCCCUUCGACAGAGAUCUGUGCCGAUUGUAGCGCGCCCGGUAGGUUUGUGCCUUGCUGUCUUACGCAUGAAUAGUAGCAUGCGAAUUACCCACUUGAUUUAACGCCUAGUUUUGAUGUUUGAAGAUUUCAUUCUUGUUCUCGGGGAUGUUAGAUUGAUUUGAAAUUUUUAAAAAAUAGGACCAGAAUGGGCAUCUGUGAAUCGCGGCGUGUUUAUCUGCGACGAAUGCUGCAGUGUUCACCGCAGUUUGGGUCGUCAUAUUUCCCAAGUGAAGCAUCGGAGACAUUCUUCCUGGAGUCCAACUUUGCUAGCGGUUCGUACGAAAUUCAUUAUACUAACAUCCUAGUAGAAGUAACUAUUUUUAUAUGCUGUGUUUUUAGUGUCAACAGCGACUUCUUUAUUGUUUAAGAGCAAUUUUUUUUUUCAUGAUCCAACAAGUGUGGUCGAUUACAAAUUUGUAUUUUUUCUGAUCAUUCGCUCUGUUGUGCGCCCAUCAAUUGAAGUAACUUCCGAUUGAACCUACAAUCUAAAAGAUUAUCUAAAAUGUAUGUGCGUUGUAUUAAAAAGCAUAGGAAAAAAAUUUAAGUUUGUUGUGAAGUUGUGUUUUGUUGAUCUUUGUAAAGGCAAGAUUACACCGAUUGCAUCCUUUACAGUUAGUGAGGUCUCAUUCGAUCGUGUCUUUUGAAGAGGUCAUUGUCUUUUACAAAUGACACUUCUUUAUUCCCAAUGAGAGCAAGGUCCAAGAUUUUGGUGCAACUUGUGUAGAAUGAUGUUUAAUAAUUUUUUUUUAAAAUUAAAAGUUACAUUUUGGGCGUGAAUUGUCCUCGAUUACUAACCAAUUUGUGAUAUUUCUAUUGUCAAUGUAAAAUCAGUUCGUCAUGUGAAUCAUUCAGCAGAGCUGACUAAUGCAGCUGGCAUUUAGGAAUUGUUGAAAACUUAAUUGCAAGAAAACAAGCGUUUCUUUGACUUCAUCGAGCUCAAAAAAAAGAAUUUUAACUGAACAUGCUUAAGAUUUAAUUUUGGUAAUUAAGAAAAUCAAGAGCCCUUGUCCGAAAGUGUUGCAUAUAAUUGUGCAAAAUGAAAAUCAGAGAGGAUCCUCAAACUUUGUCAGAACAUGCAAGGAGACAUUUUUAAACUGUUUCAAUUUAAUAAGAACUUUAUUUUUCGUGAAUUAAUGAGAAAAACAUUGAAUAAGAGGCUUUGAACUGGCUGUAACCAUCUUGAAAUUACACAGUUAAAACUUGUUCAAAAAUUCAACAAGGAAGUAACUCUAUAAAUGAUUUCAUUCCUAGAAAUAGGACAUGUUUAGCAAUAGACUAAAAUUGAACUGUCAAAUUUAAAAGCAUUACAAAAUUUUCUUGAGAAAUUAAGUUUAUUAACUUAUUUUCUUUUCUUUUGAGGGACAACAGUAUUUACAACUUUUGAUAUAGUUUAAGGUAUAUAGGGGCAUAUAUUUUGCUAAUUGCAUUGUAUGAGCAACAAGAAUUAUUGCCUGCUUGUAAUAUUAGUUAAACCAUCCUAUUAUAUCUAUAUUUUGAGAAACAGAAGGAAAGGUUUAACUAAUUUAAAACUUAGUUGCCAGAAACCACCGUAAUGCACAUUAUUAAGGUAAUUGACUGAGUUGCCACAGGAGCCAGAAAUGAAAUGAACUUCCCAGUGUGGUGCAAAAAUUAAAAAAUUUAAAUAACCAUUUUCAUGGCCACGUCUUGUCUCUAUACCUGUCUCAUGACAGAGGCUAACAGUCCAUUGUAGAGUGCAAAUACACCUUGUGUUGGAGCAAUAUGAACUGCCAUGGACAAAAGUCUCCGUUUAGCUGCUUUGUGUGCGAGUAGUCGAUAUGGCGGCAAUAGCGACCUUUAGUAGUUUGUGUCGACUUUCCUUGCCACUAAUUCUUAGUCUUCAGCUCUUUGAAAGGAACAACCAUUACAUACAACAAAAUGCUCUUCUUUCGAUGAAAGUCUUAUUUAUUUGACUUUCACUGAGCACAAACAUAUAAAUAUGAUAAAUAAUAGUUAGAUGACAGUUAACGUAAGUUUGUAAAAAAAGAAGAGGAAAAAAAACUGAAAAUAACAAUAGUGAAGAGAAAAACUCAGUGAGGGACAGUCAUGACAGAGCAAGCUCCAACUAGGUGAAAGCCCAAUAAAAAUAAUGGUAGGGGAGAAUUUAAGAAAAAUGCAAAUAAAAUUGAUAAUUCACUAAAAUAUCAAAAUAUGUGUAUAUGAUAUAAGAAUUUAUGUGUAAAAAAUAUAUAUCAAUUCUUAUUAUUAAUAUCUACUAAAAACAAUACUGGUGAAAACUGCUUAAAUUCCUAAUAGAAAAGCUCUUAAGACAAAAUGAUUUCCAAGUAUAAACAUUAUCCUGAUCAAACGUUUCAAUAAGUGCUUUUUUAUAAUAUUUAACUAAAGCUGCUUUGAAAGCGUUAACGCUGGGUAAGGUUCUUACUGGCAAAAACCUGGAAUUCCACAAUUGAACAGUUCUAUUGAAAUAUAACUACGUUGAAAUAGUGAUGUUCUGCAUUUUAAAGGCUGAUAGUCUAAAGAGCAGCUAUGACGAGUGGACCUGGUUAUGACUUUAGGUUGGACAAACUCUGUAAUGUCAAUGUUAUAUACCGUAUUUACCCAUGAAUAAAUUGACCCCCCAUUUUGAAGCCCAAAAAUAAGUUUUUCUUAUUUCUAGGCAAGAAUUUCCUUGAAAAACUAAUCUUAUAUUUCUUAGAAUUUUCUUUCAGGUACUAUGGUUAUAUCAAAAAAAUCACAGCAAGUUUGGAUGUGAAGUUUAUUAUUGCGUGUACGCGAGUGUUUUAGUGUGUUUUAGCGACACGUGUAAGCAGCAUUUUCUUCACAAUUUUUGAAAUUCACAAUUCACAAGUUUUGAAAUUAUUUCUAUCUAUAAGUAGCAUUUUGAUUGGUUUGUGUUUAGUUACUGAAUGCAAAAAACACAAAAGAACUUACCAACAGCAAUUUAAUUGGUAAAGGUGGGUAACAACCAAAACAAAAACCCUGCCAACCAGCAUUUUAUUGGAACAUGUGCUAAACAAAGUCCUCGUGCUCACACGAUACAAAGCCAGGUUACUAAGCAGCAAAACUUUGAAGCGAGAAAUAUGGCUUUCGUCGAGCGGAGUUACCACUUUAUCGGCUGCAACUAUCAGUUCUUUAUUGAAGAAUUGUGCCAGUGAAUAUCUACAACAUUGAGCUUUAUGUUAGGAGAUAAAUCUUAAAGCAUUUAAACUUAGACUGCUCGAGUUGUGCAGGGAAAAGACAUCGGAACUUGUGCUGUGUAAAAGUGGAUUGUUUGUUUACAUAUCAGACAAUUAUUAUGCUAAUUUGUCCUGAAAGUUUUUUUAUCUCAGAUUUUGACCUAUGUAUAAGUCGAGGGCAAUUUUUUGGACCGAUUUUUAGGUAGUAAAAGGUUGACUUAUACACGGGUAAAUAUGGUAUGCCAUUAAUGGCCUUAAAGAAAAAUACUAAAUCCCUGAUUUCAUGCCAAUAAGACACUGGCAAGAGGUUCAGUUUAAUAAGACUUUCCUUGUAAGGAAUUAGGGCAUCUGGAUACCCUAAGAUAUACUUUGUUGCUCGACAUUGAACUCCCUCAAUUGUGCAUAAACCACCUAUCUGCAGAGGCGUCCACACUUCAAUAGCAUAGCUAAGGUAAGAUCGCACCAGGCUCAGAUACAGAGAGCACUUAACUGACACUCCAAAACAAGGGUCAGAGGAUCUGUAAAGAAACCCCAGUAUUUGGUUGGCUUUUGAUGACGAGGAAAUGAUGUGAGAACUCCAUUUGAGAUUGUUGUUAACAACAACACCGAGAUCUUUUUGGGUGUCGGUUUGAGAAACAACGUGAUUUCCAAUAUUAAAGGUGCCUUGAAUGGGAGAUUUCUUUCGGGUUACAUGUACAGCUUUGCAUUUGUCGAGUUCAUCAGUUCAAAUCAUUGAUAGUCCAUAGAAAAAGCAAUGGCCCCAGAAUGCUGCCUUGAGGUACUCCAGAGAGAACAGGGAGGGACAAAGAUGUUGUGCCUUUAAUUAACACUUUCUGGGACCUGUUUGUUAGAUAAACUGUAAACCAUUGGAACAAAGAAUCAUUAACACCAGAAGCUGUGAGUUUAUGUAAUAAAAGAGAAUGAGAAACAGUGUCAAAUGCUUUGGACAGAUCUAAAUAAACAAUUUCAGAUUAAAGUGAGUUAUCCAGGGCCUGUCCAAUUUUAUGAAGAAAGCAAAGCAUCUGAAUGACUGUCAAUUAGCCACUCAAAAAUCCAUGUUGCCAAGAAGAUAAGGAACUGCUUAAAUGGUUGAUUAACCUAUUGAAAAUAUAACUUUUGAGCACUUUGGACAGAAUACAAAGCCAAGAAAUAGGCCUGUAGUUUUCUGCAAGUUCUUUAUUACCUUUCUUAUGAAUAAGUAUAACCAAUUCUUAUUUUCAUAAUUCAGGUAGCACACCAGAAGAAAGAGAUUUAUUGAAUAGUUUAAAGAGUUCCACAUGCUUGGAUCAUUUAUAUACAACUUGAUAUAAAUUGAUCAUUUAUAUACAACUCAUUCGUUUUUUAUUGCUAAUAUUUCAGUGCCAAAGAUCGGUUUGUCAGAUCACCUUCCUGUAUUUUUCAGAUGAAAAUACACCAGGAAUAAAUGGGAUGGAGCAUAUAAAUUCAUAGAAUAUUGUGAUUAUAAAAACUUAAACAAAGAUAAUAUACUGCUUCAUUUAGACAACCCCUCAUGUGACACUGCCUUUGAAUUGAUAUGUGUUAAUUAAUGAGGUUCUCGAUUCAUAGGAAAAUAUGCUAAAUAAAUUAAUUGCCACAUUCCACUGAAAACAAAGCAAGUGAAAAGAUGAAUUCAACCUGCCUGGAUGACAACUGAAGUUCAUGAAAGCAUAAAAACAAGGCACAAGUUGCUAAGAAGAGUGCAAAAGACAAACAAGCAGGGAGAUUGGAAUCAACACUCCAACACUAAAUGCAAAACUGCCAAUAUCAUCAAAAGAUCAAAAUGAUCCCUUUUUUGUGAGCAAAUUGAUGAAAAUAAAGGAAAUCCUAAGGGCAUUUGGAAUGCCCUAAAAAACCCAAGUGGCUUAGGCAAACAAAUGACUAAAAUCAUGGAAUUAGAGACGGAAAAUGAGACAGUGUAUGAUGAGUCAUCCAUAGCCAAUGAAUUAAACAACUAAGGCAUUACCUUACCUUACAUUACUUCACCUAGAUAGAUUUUAAAUUUAUUAUAGGUCAUGGAGAGGUUUAUGCAGGUGUUAACUUUUCAGCUACAAGUUCUCCAUGCCACCUUAAUGAUAGGGUAUUUCUUGUUAACUAAAUGUUUCAUGGGAUUUCAAGGGAGUAAAGCCGAUUGGGAUUGUCUGAAUAAAGUUUGUCUGCACUAACAUAAUAAAGAUUUCUCUUCAAAUUGAAAGGAAUUUUUCUGAAAACAGUAUCACUAGGCCAACGUGAAAGUUCUGGUAAAGCUUGGAGAUUUUUAAUGAAUUUUAUGUCGUACAUCUUCAGUGUAGUCUUUAGUUAUGAUGGAAUCUCACUCUCCUAGUGGUAGACAGGUGUACAUAUUUCAGUAUGAUCUUGACUUAUUAUUUUAUUUUGACUUCCACUUUGCUCUUUAGAUGGUUCGACAGCUUGUGACAAAUGGGGCAAACUCAAUUUGGGAACAUUCACUUUUGGAUCCAAAUCAGAUGAAGAGUGGAUUAAGGAAACCAAAUCAAAAAGAUCAUGUUCAGUAUGUACUGAAUUUUCUUGCUUUACACCGGGUUUUGAAAAAACAUUUUGGGUCUCCCAAGUUAGGUUGUAGUAAUGUUAUGGGAGAGCUCCAAUACUUUGGAAAGAAAUGAAGCAAUUGUAAUGUUCUUAUCCUAGCUUUAGGCAAUUGAGACCCCUCGCUGUGGUUCAUUGGAGCAUAUUGCUGCACUUCUGAUUGUCAACCAUGUCAUGCAUGUGCUUCAGUAUACAUGUUAAUGACUAAAAAUGUUCUACAGCUGCAAAUUUAAUUGAGGUGUUCAGAUUGUAAGGCCAGUUGCGUAAACCUCUUUUAACCCUCUUCAACCUAACAUCAGUAUAUAUACAUGUAUACCCUACAAUGUUCUGCAUAACUUUCACAAGGUGCUGACUUGGAGUAUUUUUGUAACAAUCAAGAGCUUCUACAGCUUGUGAUCAUACCUAAAUGAGAUGGUAGUCACUCUUUGGGGCCAGGGGUUGACCAAACAUGCUUGGUGACAUGUUCCAUUUUUAACCUAACUGUAGUGUGGUAUGGUGUGGGAGAUAUUCUUACUUAUUUUUGUCAGCAGAAGUACCUCACUACCCCCUGGUUGAUCAAUAAUGCAAAGGAAUUGUAAUCAUUUAAGUAGAGUUUGGAUAGUUAUUAAGGCAACUGUUAGCUUGACUACAUAAGGAUCUCCCAUUAGGAAGGUGAUGCUUAAGGAUGAAUUUCUGGAUACACAAUUGAAUUGAGAACAGAAAUCUUUGAAAACAGAACUCAAAGAAAUGAGUAACAAUGUGGUUCAGUAGUUUAUAUUUUUUCAUUCAAAUAGCCAGUUUCUGACUGAUGGUGGUUUUCAUAUUUUUAAGUACCACAAAGUCCACAUUCAUCAAAGCAAAAUAUCAGAGGCUUGCAUUUGUCCCUCGUCUUCCUUGCAAAGAUGAUGAUACCAUUACUGUCUCAGACCUUAGCCAGGUAAGUUGCAGUGUAUCCAGAAAGCAGUAUAGUCUCCUUUCAACAUCUUAAUGUUGUGGUUCAAAUGUUCAUUGAAUUCGAAAUUUUGCAAGUCAUGAUAAGUGUUCUCUCCUUUUGCUUCUCUUUAUAGUCAUUGUAUUUAGUUUCAUACUUAGCAUACACCCUGUAGUAUUUGUUUUAAAUUGCUUUCUUAGUCUUUUUAAGUGCCCAAGCAAUUAGUGGAUUUGUUUGCCAUGUAAAUGCAGUUUUAUUCAUUAUUUUGAUUACCUGAAACAAAGGAAAGUAAAAAUAAAACUGUUGUGAAAAAGAAUUAAAUCAAUGAAAAUUUUGAGGACAUGAUAGUGCUGUAUAAGUGUAUAUACAUUGUACACUAGCCUGUGUGGAGAGCCUCAAACAUCAGGGACAGGCUGCCAGGGUUGCCAAGUUAACAUCACUUUAUUAGUUUUAAAGUUAGCCAUUCACACUGGGUAGUAAGUGGCAAGAGUAAUAACUGAUACAUGGGACCAAUAUGGCAAGAUGCAACAUAUCUGUUUCUAACAAAAAGCUUAUCAAUGCUAGUGCAAUAAUCAUAUGUGCACCCCACAUAGUUCCAUACAUGGUAAGGAACUGUGUGACUUAACACAACAGGUGUGAAGCAGGGUUUUUAUUAGAAGCCGAGUCCUGGGUGCUGGCACCUGUCUACUUUGAACAGAGUGCCCGGUUACUCAAAGCACGAAAUUUGAAAAAAAAAAAUUGUCAAGAAAAAAAUUAUCAACCUCAAUAAAUAUCAACUCUUCCCUGUUAGUUUAAAACCAUUUCCCAGCACAAAUUUACCAAUAACUUGCCAUCAGAUCAUGGAGAAGGUGCUGCGCAACAAUCGUGUUCUUCCUGAAGUGCUUGAUUAGCUAUUACAUUUUUCUUGCAUGUCACGUCUGACACAUUAAAAGGCAAGUGUGUUUUGCAGAGUCAGUGUGGCAAGCAAAUAAAAAACUCAAGGUGUCCUGGAUUCUUUUUUGUCAUUUGCAUACAAGAAGUCAAAAAGUUAGUUUUGAGCAUGUCUACACUUAUAUUGAUUACACAUUCCUUGGAGCAUCAUUUGCGUAUGAAAGGUCAAGUGUAAUGAAAAUUAACUUUAUGUUUUCCAGUUUUAAUUGGAUUACAGCCAGUGAGAUGAUUUUUUGAAAAAAUCGCAUAUCCUUUCUGUGCAUUCCAUUAUUUAAACUGUUUAUAAAACACUUUGUAUUUUUCUGAAAUAUAAUUCAGGAUUUAAAAUAAACUGCAAGAGAUGAAUGUAGCUGUAAAAGAUGCUCAUCAGCUAACUCGUGUGUCUAAAUAAGCCAAUGUUUUGUUGGCUUUCAAAGCUUUAAGAAUAUUCUGAGUAAGUGAAAGAAACUUGAAAGAAACUUGAAAGAAACUUUGUUCCAAUUUAAUUUUCAUUUAAGAUUAAGCUAAGAAAUGCAUUAAAAAACAUCGAAAAUUUCAAAUGUGAAAAUUUGCUUUGGCCUGUUCUGACACUGAAAAUUUGUCAGUUUCACUCUUUAUCAGUUUAUAAGUUUAAGUUAGCUUGUAACAGUAGUUAGCUUAAACUGCAUCUCAAUAAGCCAACAUUUUGUUGGCUUUCAAAGCUUAAAUAUUUGGAGCAAGUGAAAGAAACUUGAAAGAAACUUUUUUCUAAUUUAAUUUUCUUUCAAGGUUAAGCCAAGAAAUGCAUUAAAAAACAUAUCAAAAAUUUCAAACAUGAAAAUCUGCUUCAGCUUGUACUGACAUUGAAAAUUUGCUAGCUACACUCUUUAUCAGUUUACAAGUUUAAAUUAGCUUGUUACUGUAAGAAAAAAGGAGGCUCUGAGAACAACAGCAGUGUUUUGAUGUAGCUGUAGCUGUAUAGUGAAAUAAACAAAUUCUCCCAGAGUGUCAUUCUUUUUUUACCAUAAUUAGAAUAAGUAUGCAUCAUAGCAAGAUUUCUUUUCCAGAUUGCAGGAAAAUAUGCUUCUGGGAGACUUACGUUCUAAAAAUUUCCUGGGGGAGCAUGCCCCCAGAAGUUUGGGCCUUCAGCCCUUAAUUUUACAGGGUACCCACCUAUUCACGAGGCAGUGCCCUUCUACUUCAAAAGUUAAUGAAAAUCCUGUGUGAAGGGACUGCCUCUUUGAUGGGUGAAGUGUGCAAACAGCAUCUGUGGGUAAAGGGUUGCUAAGUGUACAUCACUUUUUUUAGUUUUAAAGUUGGCCAUUAGUUAUUUAUUGAAACUGUUAGUAUAAAGCAUAAUCCUUCAGUUUUCUCAAUUCUCAUUUUAAUUGUUAUGUUAAAGAACUGCGCUGUCUACAAUUGUAUUAUGUUACUGUAUGUAGAGGCACAGUGUGAGGUUCAAGCAGUAAUUUAUGUUUUUCUUAUUGUGCUUUGCAGCAACUUCAUUCAAGUGUAAGGACAGGAAAUUUAGAGACAUGUUUGAGACUUCUCUCACUAGGUGCUCGCCCAAAUUAUUUUCAUCCAGUAAGUGAACUUCAAAAAUACUAUUAAAAAAAAUGGUAAUAUGUAAAUGAACAAGCAAAUUACCAAUUUGAAGCUGUUGUAUUUUAUUACCUACUUUAGUUCAUUUAAGGUGGUUGAAGGGGAAUCAUUAUCUUUUUAACGUACUGUACUUAUAAUUUCUUUUAUGGAUGGAUGAUAUCAAACCAAUGCAGAUUAUUGCUUGAUAAGUUCUGCUAGUUUCUCUUGGUUACUCAAAAAUGAGCUUGGUACCCCUUUCUUUUUUUCAUUGUGUUAAGUUGAUUCCUCAGUAUUUACUGCCGUCCUGUUCUCUGCAUAAAAAUCACAUAAUCAGGCAAUUAAGUGUGUGUGCUUUCUGAGAAAACAGUAUUGUUUUUUCAGUCAAUGUACCAGGUAAAGAGGUAUGAUGGUCUUUGACCUGAAUUUUUUAUGGGAUAACUUUGGUGUACAAAUUAUCCCCUUUAAAUGGAAGAAAUUUAAAAAAAAAUUCACUGAAGGGGGAAAAAGAUAUAGUUAGAGGCAAAUACUAAGCCUGUUACUUAAUGAUGCAAAUUAUGACCGUGAAAGCAACAAAUAGUGGCAUAUUUUGAGUCAGUGACAUUUACAAUUGCAUGGUUUUUCCACAAAUUAUAUAUCAAAUUGUUCCCAUGGCUCCAGACUUUCUACCUAUCAAUUUUUUUAAGUGUAACUAAAAAACCUAUGCUUCCAGCUUCCCCAAAACCAAUGAAAUGACAUGCCUGUGUAGUGCUAGUACAGGCUUAUAUGGGGUAAGUUUGGCCCAUCAUAAUUAUAUUUUAAACAGGCAUAGUAAACUAUAUUUUAGUACAAGUGUAUAUGAUGACAGGUUUUACUUCUUUUGUCAUAUUUGUUGUCAUUGCUCACCCAAUAGGAUAGAGGUAAUACUCCGCUUCAUGUGGCAGCUAAUGCUGGGCAACCUUUACAAGUUGAACUCCUUAUUGUACAUGGUGCUGAUCCCACAAAGCCAGACAUAAAUGGAAAGACGCCUGUGGAUUAUGCCAUGUAAGAGUAAUUUUUGGUAGUGUGUUGCGCCUGAAUCACUUGGCCCAUAUCUUUGCAGCUUAUCCUGAUUUCAUUGCAUAGUUUCCUGGCCUUUUGCCACUCCCCUAGGGCCACCAUGUUAUUCUAUCAUAGACCACCUUCCUUCACUUUCUCAGCUUAACAUGUAACUGAAAAUUUAUUGUUACCUGUUUUAGUGCUGUGUUUUUAAAUGGUGAUUGUGUUCAGUAUUGUAAAGUUAAGUGACUUGCUUAAAGAAUGCUAAUGAAUGCUCUAAAAAUUAUUAUUUGGAAAGCAAUUUGUUAAAUAUUUUAUGCUCUUGUUUUUUCCAGGGAGGCUGGUUAUUCAAAUAUUGCACAUCGACUCAUAGAGGUUCAGUUUGAACUUACAGACAGACUCACAUAUUACUUAUGUGGCAGAAGACCUGGUAAAUGAAUGAUUUUUGUGUGAUCACCUUUGAAUUAGGGAGUACAAAGAGAAUCAAAGUAAUCCCAUAGAUACAGUCAAAAUACUCUUAAAGUUGUGACCUUAAGGUGAAGUUGUUUGUGUCUAGACAGUCCUGUAUGUUGAGUAGGUAAGUUGUGAUGACACCAACAGACAUUUGAUUCACAUCUCGCUGCACAUAUGUGUGUUUGUUUUAUUUCAGAUCAUCAAAAUGGUGUUCACUACCUUAUACCAACCAUGGCAGACAGGUCUAGUACUUUGCUCAAUUUUCUCAAGUAGCUCUUUCUAGUAAUUUUGAUCUGCUGGAAACACAGUCUAUGGCUCUUGAUAACUAAAUCAGUUCUGCUUUAAUAAUAUGAGCCAAGUAAAUCACAUUCAAAAGUAGACAUUUUGCCUUUUUACACAGUAACUAACAGAAAUUUCACUGUUGACAUUGAGAUCAUGGAAAUGAUAUGGCAGAUUCCUUUUGUUAUACACCUGCUUUCUAAUGUCUAAUUGUUGCAUCAGAACAUAGCUGUGAUUUUUCUUAAAUUUGGAAUGAGGUUCUCCUAAGAAUGGACGACUCACUGUGAUUGGCCUCUACAGGGAGAGAAAUUAAGUUUGGUCCUGGGAAUAUACUACUUUUAGGGCAACAUUAUGUUACACCCCAAAGAAUAGUUGCUUAGGGCAAAGGAAAAGGUGGUGUUAAUCUUUAAGAUAGAAUAGUUUAGGUUAAGAAAUAAUUUUUCAUGUGGUAAUCAAGGAUUUUGAACCAUGCAACAUCCAAAAUCUUGUUUAACCAAUCUUGUCCCUUAGGUAUCAUAGAGGAAAAAAUUAAAUUUAUCAUCCUUCAAUACUGUUGUGUGGUAAAUUUACAUAAUGAUCAUUUAUACACCAAUGAAAUGCUAUUUUAUAUACAUGUAAUGCAUCUGAAAGUCUUCUUUAAUCUGUGAUACUUCAACAGUCGCUUGGAUUUGUCAGAUGAUGCACAGAAGGCAAAAUUAAAGCUACAAGCAGUAAGUAAAUGAAAUUUUAUUAAAGCAUGUAGUAACUUCCAUAAACUGAAGAAAGCCAUCUUAUUUGACGUUACUUGUCUUUUUUUGUUAGCUGAUUGUUAUUCAAGAGUUUAGCAGUUAUAAUAACGAAGCGUCUUAAACCUUUAACUCCUAGAAGUGAUUGACAUGGACUUUCUGCAUAAAAUAUCAUGACAUUGUUCAGCAAAUAGGCUAUGAGGAUACUCAAACCUAUCAAGGCAUGUAGAAGUUGGGUUACCUGUCGUUUUGUAACCAUGGUUGUUUGUACCCAUGGUUGUUUCAUACUCAUAGUUGUUUUGUACCCAUGGUUUUUUCUUACUCAGUUGUUUCAGCAGGCUGAAGGGAGACUUAAUCAGAUCUUGGAAGGUUAAAAAUUUAGUGUUACUUCUGCAUAAAUUUGGUUGCUGGAACUUACUUUAAGUUGUGUUUUUUUACUUGGUUUAUCCUUAGUUAAGUCAUCAUCUCUUUGAAGAACUGGCAUCUGAUGUGUAUGAUGAAGUAGACAGAAGGGAGUGUGAUGCAGGUAUUGAAGCUGUAAUAGACAAGUUUUAAUUUGUGCUGAACUUGAGGAAACAUUUGAACUUUAUCUAUCUUGACUAUGUAGAUCAAUUCCUGUUAUUUGUUGUCAUUCUAUUUCAUGAUUGUAGAGGAGCAUUUUUGAUUCAUAAGCAUAAAACUUACUUUCUAGUUGUUAGAUUUGGAAAAUAUAUGAUCUCAUCAUCAUUCUAUGGUAUGGCUGGAACUUGACAGAUUAGUCUGAAAUGGUUUUGAAUUCUUUAAAUGGGGUUUGGCUUUGUCUGUAUCACGACAGGGUACAGAUUGAACCACACCCGUUUUGAAGAUUUAUUUCCAAUACCAUCCCCUAGAGUGAUUUGAGUGAGGUCCAUGCGCAACCCAGCAAAAUAUGUUGAGCAAAAUGUAAUCCAUUUGUUCUAUAAUGCAGAGAAAUGAAAUUAAAAAGCAACUGGAACUUUGGACUCAAGGCUCCACCUUUUUCUUGCUGUCAAAGUUCCUGCUGAACAUUUCCGGUGGCCUUUACAAGCUCUAUGAAUGGAUUGGUCUUAGAACGUGUUGGAUAUACAUGACAGUCUUUAACUUGUUUCAAAUUUUUCCCCUCAGUUUGGCUAGCAACACAGAAUCACAGCGCUCUUGUUAGAGAUACCACAACAGUACCAUUUCUUCCUGUUAAUCCUUCGUUCUCUUCAACAAGAAACCAGGUAAAGUGGUAAAUAUUUUGGAAACGUAAAAUGCUCCUAAACAACUAUCCUACCAAUCCUUUAGCACAAAUUUGGGAAAGCUGAUUAUUUACAGUGUGUAUUAGAGAUUUUCGUACUGUUGUUUCAUCUCAAACCUGUCUCUAUCUAGAUUUGGGGUUCAGUCAAAAAGCCUUUUGAUGUAAGAGUUUUUCCAAUAAAUUUCUGAUCUCCCAAACUUUCAUUAUCGUCAUUGUUAUUACUAUUAUCAUUAUUAUCAGUAUCAUUUUAAGAUUGGUAGCAUUUCAAAUUUCUGAAAAUCACUUAAUCCCUCAAAGCUCAAACAUUGAGAAUGUCAAUCCUGAUUAUUAAUUCAAUUGGGUGGUUUUUUAGGGAAGACAGAAGUUAGCUUUGUUUAACGCCAAAGAAUUUGCAACAUUAAUUAUUGAUAUAUUGAAUGACGCAAGACGGAGAGAACAAGACUCCAAUCCUGACUUAACUCAAGGUACUGUACACGAUCCUAAAUUCAUUAUGAUAUACUUCAAUAUCAUCACCCUAAGUUUUUUCGCUUUAGUCCUAUCCAGUGUGAUAUUAUAAGAUAUCAAUUCAUAAACCUCAAGUCACUUCCCUAAUGUGUACAAUUUUAAGGGCUGAGUAAACUCUGAGUUCAAGCACGUCCAUUGUAGCUUGUGCAGCGCUCAGCCCAGUGGGUGAGGGAGCAAGAUAACAAGCUUACCAAAUACCGCAAUCUACCUACUCCGACCCCAUUAGACAUGUGGUUUGGGGGGAUCUUUGAGCCUAGCCUGAAGAGCAGGCGUAAUUUUGGCGAGCAGAGUGCUCAUUAUUUUCUUAACAAAAAUUGUUUUUGUCAACUUUGAUUUUAAUGGCAACGGAAGCCUGGGAAGAGAAAGAAAUUUGUAUCGAGGGGGGAGUCAACGGUCAAAAAUAAGGACAGGGGUGGGGGAAGGGGAGUGAAGAUUCUCGUCCUCACCACCCUACCCCCACCGUGCACUGCUUGUCUAAUAUUUUGUUUUUUGUUUUAAUUCCGUUUUCUUCCUCACGAUAUUCUUAUUUAUCCAGCCUUUGGUACUUUGUUAGGUUUUGUUGAAUCACACAUUUUCCCUAUUGAAGAAGAUGCCUAUGAUCACGAAUAUGAUGAAGUACCUUCAGACGAGGAACCAGCGGAUAAGGAAUCCACACCGGAGGUGACAGUCUUCUUGUUUUCAUCACAUCAGUGCCGCAGAGGAAGAUAUGGAUAGUUUCUUGCUCGUGACAAACCAUCAAACUUUUAGAGUACACUCAAUUAUAUCACGUGCAAUUCUCUCUCAGUGUAAAUUUUCUUGUGCUUUUUUUCAUUUCGUUUAUUUGUUUUUUGGUUGUUCAUAUAUUUUUCGGUGUCUUGAGGCUGUGGAAAUGAUAUUCUAAUGGCAAUUCAAUAACUGAGGAGUCGGGUAAAAAGUUUUAUUCUUUCUAACAUGCUUCUGUUACUUAUUUCAGAACCCCUCAACAAUGACUACUAAAGUGCAGAUCGAAAAGGUGGAUAUAUUUUAUAGAAAUGCCGCCAUGAUGUGUUUAUCUUUAUCACCAGUACCUCGGCAAAAUAAACAUGUUAUCCUCAAAAUUGUAGUUACUCGAAUUGCAAAAAUCAACGAGAAGAUCAAUAAUAUACAUGCCAAUUCAUUCACAACCGAGAUUGUUCCUGGUGCAGUCAUCCCUUUUGGGGUACAAGACCUAAACCUGAAGCAGUCGCAAGGGCCAAGUAGAACAGAGAAUAAUCCUUGAGGGAGCCGUUGAAAACUCAAAGUAUACAUUGCACAUGUUACUGUCGCUAAAAGGGAAAAUGCGAGUGACCGAGUUUUUGAUGGAUUAGUUUGAGUUUUUCUGUCUCACUGGCCGGGUUUAGAGGGCGCGAGAGUUUUGUCAACCAACCGUAGAGCGCUGUAAAGAAAAGGUGAUGCUGCCAAAUGUUAUAUUUGACACCUAAUUGUAAAUUACUUAAAUUUAGUUGACUUAAGAUCACUCUCUCUAUGCUUGCAGGGAACAACUACAAGCUUUUUGGCUAAUGACUCCGUUCCUGUGGAACGUUAUCUAGCGGUGGAAAGUGCUUUGGCGACGGCUAAUGUAGGUGUACUUCAGUGUAAAAGGUCUCUUCAAGUACAUACGUAAAUAACUCGGGAAACACCUUUAAUGUGGAGUGACUUUACAAGAAGAUGAUUGCCCCGCCAAAAUUUUUCAAAAUCGCUGUUUUCAUCCUCAUCCUUAACAUUCUUGUGAUUGUUGGCUCCAGUCUUUCCCGUUUGGAGUUUGUCUGUGCAGGUGAACUGAUGUUUCAAUGUUUCCUUCUAUUCAAAGGAAAUUUGUUACGUCGCCAAAAUACGGCAUAAGUUAUUGAGGCGUACAAAACCUACUGUAUCUUUCAUUGGUUAGAUGGGUUUUCUCGCUUCCCUCUCCCACCUAAUGAGAUUGCCGUCUUUACCCUUUACAUCCUAACAUCAGUAUUCAUUAAAAAUUGAACUGUAACCAGGAUAUGACAUAGUAAAAAAGGCAACAAAAACGUUCUCUGGUUAAAAAGGUUUUAAGAUAUGAACUUUCGGCUAUUAUACUAUAGCCUUUAACGAAUGUAAAAAAUAAGCGCGUGAAUGGAAACAUAUACAGGGAAGGGUGUGAAAAAAUUAAAAACUAAAAAAUACAAUAGAAGUGUGAAAAGCUAAAAAAUGGACAAUAAAACAAAAUCAAAUUACAAUAAGAUAGAAUAUUGUCUUGGUAACGGUUUAGAGUUAUUGUCUACGCCGACAGUUUUUGCGGUAUGCCAAGAUUCUAGUGUUUUUCGAACGCGGAAUUCAAUUCAUAUAAUUCAAAGGCAAUUACCUUUAGCUUUUCACACUUCUAUUGUAUUUUUUAGUUUUUAAUUUUUUCACACCCUCCCCUGUAUAUAUUUCCAUUCACGCGCUUAUUUUUUACAUUCGUUAAAGGCUAUAGUAUAAUAGCCGAAAGCUCAUAUCUUAAAACCUUUUUAACCAGAGAACGUUUUUGUUACCUUUUUUACUAUCAGUAUUCAUAUUCUCCAUACUGUUCUCUGUACAUCAACUAUGGUGCUGUUAAGGAGAAUUUGUCUAACAUUCAAGAGUUUCUUUAGUUGAUGAUCAUUUCCUUUAUUCUCAUGACAUUAAUGUGUGAUUCAGUGAUGAUGCUGUAAGGAGAAAUUAGAUGCUAGUCAAUAUAAGGGGUUAAGCAAGCGUUCCGGAUUAGCUGAGAGUAGUUUUGUAGUUUUGUUUACCAUUUGGUAGCGCUUGGCUGAAGUGCCCUCUUUUGCUUCAUCCCAAGGCUCGUGUACAACAGCUUUUGCAAGUUAAUGCGAACCAGAGUCACGAAAUUCAGAAUCUCCAAGCAAUGGUGAGUAAAUCAUCACUGAAGCUUCAAAAAGUCGGUUAAUAGAAGGAUGGAGAGAGGGUGUGGCUCACACUAUGGUGCGAUAGGACUUAUGGCUCUUAAAUUUUUAAUUUGGAUGUACCUUAAGAAGGCCGAAACGUUGCAUUAAAUCGCCGGAGUAGUUUAGAAUUUAUCUUCAGUCUCUUUUUCUUACAUGAUCUACACAUACUGAACAUUUCGGAGAAGAUACCAGUAUCUUCUGGAUCCCCUAACUGGGACUUACUCGUUCGGUGACCAGUUCACAUUUUCUCUCUAUAUACAUAUUUUUACACUUUUUACUGAUUUUUCCGAUUUUCUUGGUUUUUUAGGUUCAUAAGUUGGAGGACGAAAACAAGAACUUGAAAAGUCAGUUAGGAAUACUAAAUGGCAGCGAUGACAAUGUGUUUGCGCCGCCAGUAAGUAUCACUGACUAAUAUGUGCUAAGUUAACAAAUUUACAAGAAAAAUACGAACACUGCUUAGGCCUCAAAAAAAGCUUUCUUGCUUGCCUUUUUCAGGCAGAUGUCAAGAGCGUGACUUAUAAUUAUUAUUAUUCAUUUAACCAGGCUUACCCAGACGCCAGCGACGAAGAGGAUCACGUGGACAUCGAAAACAUAGAACCGUAUGCUUCCCCAGGCUCUCUCUUAAACCGCACUACUCAGCAAACUCCCCUUGGGCAGCCUCAGGCAGGGGAAAUGACCAAAACUAAAAAAGUCAAUCCCUACGAUAAUGUAACUGAAUCGCCAGAUGACCCAGACGGAGAACGAAGAUAUCUCAAUAUUGAAGAGAUGAGGGAACACGAAAGAAUGAGUUCCUGUGAGUGUUUUUUUAUGUUUACAUUCAUAUGUACUUUUCGUCGAAAGAUUCAUAGAAAGUUUGCGAAGUGAAGAGAUCUUGAAUUUUAUAUAAUUGUAGGAAACAAAUUGUCGAUUCAUUAGAGUUGACCCGUGUUAUAUUUAUGUUAAAAAUCAUCGAAACGCCUGUAACAGGACAAGCCAACCGAUUGUCCGUCGUAAAAUGAGAAAAUCCAACAUCUGCUGUUUUUGCAUCGUCGCGGCAUACUUAAAAAAUGAAUUGUCUCUUGAGAAAGCUGCUACCAGUGUCAAAAAGAUACCAUGAAACCAUGAUUUGAAGCAAUCAAAUAUUUAGUAGUGAGAAAUGUCUUCCUUAUUUUUCGAUUGGUGCUGAUAAGAAUGCUAACAUUUUCUUUUAAUCAGCGGACAGUCCCUUUGAUGAACAACUGGAUAGAGAGGCUGAGAAGUUGAUCCAUGCUGUAGAUGAUUUAGUUAACGAAGCCACGAAAGAUUCCAGACCGCAGCCAUCACAAGAGGAUGUUGUGCGGUGCACAGAACAGAUCACCAAAAAAAUUCAGGAACUGUUGCUAUCAGCGCAGGCUGGGAGACACAGUUGGUGAAUAUCCAAACUCUACUUACAUUUUUUACUGCAUUGUUCAAUUCAAUCAUUGUAGAGACUGAAUGCGAGUUCAUGUUAUUUGUCAUGCUAACCCAUAGAAUUCACUAAUGAGCUUUAUGUUUCUAUUGCAGUUUUAUUCCCUGCUCGAGUAAUAUUUUCACGGCUGUUAACGACAUGGCUAGCUUAUUUCCAGAGGUAUAAUAUUUGAUUUUAGUUUAGAGAUGAGUUAGUUUUACGCUGUACAUAUGGAAACUUCCUGUGCUUGUUUUUUGCGCAGAGGAGCUUAGCUGUUUACUUUGGUAGGAAACUUUAAAUCAAUGAUUACCAAGAGUGACCUUUUGUCUUUUGUUCAGGACCCAGACGUGGACAGUAUGCGUGUCUCGCUGCAGCUGAUGAAGAGCAGCGCUGCUAGGCUGCAGGUCGAAUGCAAGAGUGCUGUAUUGCCUGGUAACACGGUAGAUAUGGCAUUUCUCACCCAGCAGGUCAUACAGUGCGCUUACGAUAUUGCUAAAGCUGCCAAACAACUUGUCACGACGUUUUCAGUUGAUUAGAGGCUCUUAGUUCCAAGGAAAUGACAAUAAGAGAUUCCAAGAAAAAAAGGGUCUCCGUGGCAUCUCUAGGAAUACAAAUCCAAGCUUUUCUUUGCUGGGAGACGGAGAAAUAACCUCUCUGCGACGGAGUAGUUAUUUUUUUAGUCGAAGUAGUGCAGCUGAAAUCCUCCAGUUAUGAUUGAGUUCUACCCUGCCAUUAUUUUUUGUGGAGUUCAGUUGAGUCAUUUGUUCGAUUUAUCAGUCGUGUGUCAGUCUCUACUUUUUCUCGUUUGACUGGUUUUUUUUUAUGGUGAUCCAUUUAGUUUUGAUUGGUGGCGCAGUAGAACUCGGUCGUACAAGUACAUACAAAUAUUUAAGUCAAACAUUUAGUUGGUUUGUAGCUUAAAGCAUAGAAUUAUGUAGUCUUUCGUCAGUGUUUUGAAAUUUUCUCUCGAAGCAGGGCAGCGUCAUUCCAAGGUAUACCAAAAAAAUCAUUUGGACCAAAAGGAAAGGAAAACUUCAGACACUACUGCUCUUGGAAAUAUUUUAAAUCUCCUUAUCGAGCCAUCCCAUUUAAUGGGAAAUUGUCCUUUGGCCGUCAUAAACUGGCUUCAACCCGCUUCGGGAAAUUCCAAGCUAUCUCGCCCGCUUCCAUGGCCAUAACGCAGAUUUUACUUCAGUUUCUCCGCCGGUGUGGCGAGCUUUCGUUGUUUUGCUUUAAACGUGGAGAAGAAAUUGUACGCGUAGUGUUGUGGUCGUUACAUCUGGUAUGAGGGUUUUUUUAGACGAGCAGGCAUUGAAUAAUCAAUACACAAGCUUCGCUUAAUAUUUGAUUUUAUACACUAAGCAAAAAGUUUCCUGCCCCUCCUCUCGCCGCCCCUCAUCCUCUCUCAUGUGUUCACGGAAGCCCCCAUUUUUUUUCCCUUUCCAACUUGUUGAAAAAUCAUGUUAAGGAACUGACAUCGAGAGCUCGCUCUACAAGAAUGCCUCUACGAAACAUGCAAGGAAUACAGUUAAGGUUUGGAAAUUAUGGUUGGCAACUCGAUUGCCAACCAACUCCGUUGAGAACAGGAGUAGUGGUUAAAAUAACUAAGACUACGUUUUUGCUUUACCGAACGGAUCUUUUAUUGUUGGAAACUUCGUUCAUUUAGGUGCAGCUUCCUCACGGACCCAUGCCAACCGUUUUAAAAUUCAGACAUCUACUAACGAAUAUCAAGUCGAUAUGCUGAAGAAUCCAACCGGCGGGACGACGUUAUCACUUUCGUCCAAAUUUUUGUACGGCAUAGGCUCGUUUGUAUGGGUGAGGGGUAACUCAGUUUCCUUUCAAAGUAUGUUAUUCGUGAAUGUGUACCAUAUGAUAAAGAAAAUUAUUAUGAUUAAUGUACUUAAUAACAGAUUAAUAUAGCGUGUAAUUCAAAGGUGAUGAUGAUUAAAAGAAUGAUUUUUAUUU